UGAAGACCUCUGAGCUAUAGGUUGCAUUCUGAAGGUUGAAUCUUCCACUAAAGAUCUGGAGAACCUCUUUUUUGGUUUCCUUCAAAUUUACCCCGGACCCACAAUUGAACAAAUCCCUCCCAGCUCCGCCCCAUUAGCAUCACUUCCUUUUUUUCACGGGAGGGCUGACUUGCCUUGAUCAGGCUCCGAGGCGAAGCUGACCGGCUCACUCAACCCGGGAGAGCUGCCACUAUGAGAGCACGUCUCGCAUCGAUGUCCCCUCUCCUUUUUUCUUCCUUCUGCCACUGGUUCGUCGCGGCUGCAGCUGAAAAACCGCUUGGAAAAGGUUUUGGAGAUCACAUUCACUGGAGAACACUAGAAGAUGGGAAAAAGGAGGCUUCAGCCAGUGGACUGCCUCUCAUGAUAAUAAUUCAUAAAUCCUGGUGUGGUGCUUGCAAAGCUUUAAAACCAAAGUUUGCUGAAUCAAAGGAAAUCUCUGAGCUUGCCCAUAAUUUUGUGAUGGUUAACCUCGAGGAUGAAGAAGAACCUAAGGAUGAAGCUUUUAGCCCUGAUGGAGGUUACAUUCCUAGAAUUAUUUUCAUGGAUCCCAGUGGAAAGAUCCAUCCAGAGAUCAUAAAUGAGAAAGGAAACCCCAACUACAAGUAUUUUUAUACUAGUGCUGAUCAAGUCAUCCAAGGGAUGAAGGUAGCCCAAGAGAAGUUAACGGGGGAUGCUUUCAAGAAAAAACAUUUUGGAGAUGAAUUAUAAUACCCUGAAGAUCUAUUUUGUAUAGGCUCACCAUCUAAAUUUAAACGUUACUCUAACUUUUUUUCAUAUAAAAAUGUUGGUGCUCUCAAAAAAAAAUACUGUAGAUAGUAAAUCAAAUGCUGUCUAAUUUUCACACACUGAAUUCAAAUAAAGUAGUACGUCCUUCUUUGUUUACAUUGAAAUGGAUAUUUAUAGAAGAAAAAAAUGGCUAAAUACCUUAAAUAAAUGCUUCAACUUUAACUGCAUGAGUAAUCAGGUUUAAAUGGAAUUUAAAGCCAAAUUAUAGGAACAUAUAUAUGAUUAUGUUGAGGGCAUUAAUUACAAAGAUCUUUUUAAAAAUAUCUUACAAAUAAAACUUGUUCAUUUUAGCAGAUUUUGAGAAAAUAUGUGGAAUUUUUUCCUUUAACAUGAAUUUAAUUCAGUAUUUCUCAUCCUGGUAGUGCUAAACAUAUUUAGGAUACAAUUCCCACAAUUCAUGUUGGCUGAAAUUAUGGGAGUUAUGCUCAUAUGUAAAUCACCAAAUUGAGUAAGAUUAAAUUAGAACCAUAUCUAUAAGUCUCAAGAAGUUAAAUUGAUUAAAUAAAUAAAUCUGCUGUAGAGACUAUCGUAACAAUGCAAUCCUAUGCAUGUCUGCUCAGAAGUAAGAGUAUUAAGUAUUCCUAAGUACUAAUUAGUAUUAGUACAAGAGUAUUCCAUAGGAUUUAUUCCCAAAUACAUUAGGAUUGUGGUAUGUAUAGCCUCAUUUUCCUGCUUGCUCCAGGAAUAGAAUGAAACAAAUGCUAAUUAUAUGAUUAUGUGUACUUUUUCCUGAUAUAAUUGCCUGUUACUCCAUUUGGUUGAUUUAUAUAAACUUCGCUUUUAUGUAUUUGUGCAUUCAUCUUCCAAGUUUUUCAUUAAUGGAACAAAAAAGAAAAUCUCUCACUGAAUGUUAUGGUGGUUGCCUUAUUUCAGCAUGCUAUACUGUAUUUUUGUACCGGUGGACAAUGAACAAUAAAUUUUUCUAUUAAA
Molecule: messenger RNA, 1755 nt
Organism: Pantherophis guttatus
Lineage: Eukaryota; Metazoa; Chordata; Lepidosauria; Squamata; Colubridae
Gene: TXNDC12
Product: thioredoxin domain containing 12
Cellular component (GO): endoplasmic reticulum
Source: RefSeq, a predicted model, not a curated record